UGCUACAAUACCAGUUUUCUACAAAUAAUGUGCGACGUUAUGUAGCUCUGUGACAUAUUGUCAUUGAGUAUCAUCGAAUCUCCACAGUGCACGUCGGACAAUUAAAACUGCAUUUCCCACAGUUCCGUGUUGUCGCUCGCUGUCCCCCUCGCUACUACUUCCUCCUGCCUUGCGCAAGCUCACAUCGUAGUAGAAUGCGGAUUUCCAAGCUAAUCGGAGUAGCUAGCCGUUAAGCUAAAAACAAGCGUCUUGUUGUUAAGCGUCAAACUGGGAAAAUGUCUAAAGCGCACCCGCAGCCGCCGUCGUCCUCGGCGGCGGCGACCACCGGGGGCCCCUCUUCUUCCUCCUCGUCUUCGCCCGCGGGGGGCUCGACGUCUCCCGCAACCGUGUUGAACGUACAGCCCGAGAAACCUCAACAUUACACAUAUCUGAAGGAGUUCAGGACGGAGCAGUGCCCCCUGUUCGUACAGCACAAAUGUACACAACACAGGCCCUUCUCCUGCUUUCACUGGCACUUCCUGAACCAGCGGCGGCGCAGGCCCAUGCGCAGGCGGGAUGGGACGUUCAACUACAGCCCCGACGUCUACUGCACCAAAUUCGACGAGGGGACGGGCACCUGCCCCGAUGGAGACGAAUGCCCAUUUCUACAUCGGACGGCGGGUGACACAGAGCGCCGAUAUCACCUACGCUACUAUAAAACGGGUUCGUGUAUCCAUGAAACCGAUGCAAAAGGCCACUGCAGUAAAAAUGGCUCCCACUGUGCCUUUGCACAUGGAUCGCACGACCUGCGCAGUCCUGUCUAUGAUAUCAGAGAAGUGCAAGUGAUUGAGUCUCAGGGUGGCUCGGGGGCCUCGGAGGGAGGCGGAGGCGACGGGCAGUCGGGACAGGCAGCAAGUACUGCCCUCAUAGAGAAGAUCCUGAGCGAGGAACCACGCUGGCAAGAUAACAACUACGUGCUGUCCCACUACAAGACCGAGCUGUGUAAGAAACCACCCCGCCUGUGCCGUCAAGGUUAUGCCUGUCCGUAUUACCAUAACAGCAAAGACCGGAGGCGCAGCCCGCACAAGCACAAAUACAGAGCGCUGCCAUGUCCAGCGGUGAAGCAGAGCGAAGAAUGGGGAGACCCCAGUAAAUGUGAGGGAGCAGAGGGGUGUCAGUUCUGUCACACACGAACAGAGCAACAAUUCCACCCGGAGAUCUAUAAAUCCACAAAGUGCAAUGACAUGCAGCAGUGCGGCAGCUGUCCCAGAGGGCCCUUCUGUGCCUUUGCUCAUGUAGAAAAGCCCUUUGUUCCAGACGAACCAUUGUUCCCCAUCCCCAGCUCCCCUCCACCCCCCAGACCUCCUGACCCUGUCCCUGCCCAGGAGGCCUCCUCGAGCCCCAGCAGACUUAACAUGGGGCCAGGGCCCGGCUCUGUUUCAGACCCCUUUUCCCCGUCUGUAGGGUCAUGUAUGGCAGAGCAGGGGCUGCUGGGUAGUGUUCUGUCCAUGUGUGAGGAAGCGAGCGGAGGUGCUGAGCCUCUGUCCCCCUGGGCAGGAGAAGGAGGGUAUGGCAGGGCACCUGGGUUUGAGAGGGAGGAUCAGGCCAAGCAUAGGAGCUUUGCACUAGAGCAGCGUAACAGAGGAUUAGCAUCAGCACAAAGCAAACAGGACUUGUUGGUGUUUUUGCCAGUGGGCAGCCCUUUGAGUCUGUCCUCCAGCAUCCCCUCCAGUCUGGCUGCCACCCCACCUAGCCCAGCACCCCUCGGACCCCCAGGGUCUAGCCUCUCCUCUGGCAUGAAUGCCAACGCCCUGCCCUUUUACCCCACCAGCGAGACUGUGGAGUCAGUCGUUGAGUCGGCCCUGGAUGAUCUUGACCUGAACGAUUUUGGUGUGUCGGCAUUGGAGAGGAGGUUGGAGAGCGGCUCUGCCCUGCCCAGUGUGGGAGUGGUGCUGGGAGGUAGCCAGCUCCAGAGUUCUGCCCCAGUCAACAUCCCAGGGUCCUUUAGCAGCUCCGCUCCUUUCAGCUCCCCCUCACCAUCCCCUCCGAUCCGGCCGCACGCUUCACCAUUCUUUUCUGCUCACCUGUCUCAACCCGGCCAAUCAGAGAGCACCUUCCUGGGGCCGUCUCAUGGCUCUUUAGGUCUCAAUGGUAUGAGCACUAACAUCUGGGAGCACUUUCCAUCAGGCCAGGGUUCCCCCGGUACACCCCCCACCCUGCUGCUCUCUGGCCCCUGUGCAGAGACCGCCAGGCUCAAACAGGAGCUGGAGGAAGCUCACAGGGCACUGAAGCAGUGGGGUCACAGCUGGAGACACACAGCUCAGUCCUGGGCCGCGCUGAAGGCAGACGCGGAGGAGUCUCGUGCCCACGCGGCGCGGUUAUCCAUGGAGGCAGAGAGGGCCAGGCAGGCUGAGGAGGAGGCACAGAGGCAGGCCACUCUCCUGCAGGAGGGGCUGGAGAGCUUAAGGAGCGGAGACAACCCCCAUCUAGCGCUGCACCAAUUGCAGCUUCUACACAGGCUGCCAAUGGAGUCAGUCCUCAGUUUGCAGGCGCAGCUCUGUAGCUGCUUACACGCUGUAGAACAGGUGGUGUACAGGAAGCAGAGGCAGUGCUGCGUGACGUGUGGCGAGCCGGGAUCAGUGUCGCUGCCCUGCGGCCACGGUCUACAGUGCGAGAGCUGCUCCAGCUCGGCAGAGUGCCCGCUCUGCCCCGAACAGACCCUGGAGCAGCAGCUCUCUUGACCCCACAACCCAGUCAGACCACCACUGAUUGCAGACCAGUUGGUCCUGAUUCCAAUAGAUACCAGCCUUGGCUCUCAGCCGCCAUUCAGAAUUCACGUUGAGGUCGCUUUAAUAACACGGUAACAGUUCCAACACGGAUCCGGUUUAGUAUUUUUAAGAUGACCCUUACUGAUGAAUGACCAGCCCCAUGGGCGCUGGCCACACAGUGAAAGCUCUUCGGGAGGAAUUUGGAAUGAACAAUUUCUCCAGUGUUACCCAUGGAACACCAUUACAUUUUACGAGUUAUUGCUCUUGACCAGCAACACUGUUCUUAACCCCCCCUGUUCUUGAUUUGUGAAAGUAUCUUCAAGACCUGCUGUUACUUAUUCACUAACCCCGAAAAACAAACACAUAUAGUUCUUAAUCAGGUGUUGAUGUUUUAAAGCAUGAGCUCACGCUACACAUUCAGAAAACUGGGUGUUUCCUCUCCAUCUGGAUAGUUCCCGUGGGGUUUGCUGAGGUUUAAAGAUGUUCGCUGUCACUUGAUUUCAAGAGUUUUGCAUUUGUUUGUAUUCUGGCACUUAAAGCCAGUGUUAAAAUUUUGUUACUAAAGUUGCAAACCGCAACUAAGUGAGCAGCUGACAGGGGCACUUUAAAAGUUGAACUCGGUUCUUUGUUGCAGGUGAUUAUACAUAUAUUAACAAGUCAUGGACAAUAUAUUCAAUUUCUGUGAAUAAGUUCUAAAUAUUACACAUUGUAGCUUUUAAGUUCCGAAGCAUUUCGCAUUAAGCUGAACAGUUUCUUUCCAGAAAUCGAGACAGUUUCAAUGUGAUAAACCACAGUUCUCAUAAACCUUAAACCUCUGAAUCCACAGUCCUCCAUAGUUAGUGGAGUACAACCACUAACUGCAUAUGCUGUAUAUGAAUGAAGCAUACUAGUUUUGACUCAUGGGUGAGGUAUAAUUAAGUUGGGCGUGGUUGCCUGGUAUAAUUGGUUAUCAUUUGUUGAAGAGGAGGCUUAUUUAGUUGUGUGACAGCGAAGAACUCAGAACUGUCUAGAUGGAUCUGAUUACACACCCUAUAUGUAUUUAGGUGUUUCAGGGUGUUGGGCCAUCUUAAAAAGAUCAAUCAACAGGUCUGACUGAAAACAGUUGAAGGGCAUAUUUAGUUUCAUCCUGACAAUAACCCUAUAAUGCUACAGCCAAACGGGGCUCAUACCAGUCUGCUGGUAGCGCUUGUCUAGAAUUUUUUAUAAUUUUUUUUUUUUAGCUAAAUAAAUUUAAUUAAAAUUACUGUUAAAUAAUGACAAAUUAUUUAAAAAUUGAGUAAUAUUUGUUUCAGUUUCCAACAGAUGGCCUCUUGUAACGCACUCAGGUUUUCUCCGGUGGUCUUCUACAUAGACUGGAAGAGGAGAGCAUGUUAACACAAUCAAGGCAAAUGUACUCAGUCAACUUGUGUAGUCUUUGAAAUUACAUUGUUUUAAUUUUUACUUAAAUGCAUUUCAUGUUCAACUCAAACAUACAUGUUCUUUUUUGCUCUCUUUUUUUUUUUACCAGCCCCCUUUGAUGUGUUUAAAUCAGUGUGACAGGUUUCUCUGCCAACGGUUUUACAUUUGUAGUAAUCUUUGACAUUUCAGUGUCAAAUGUAGUCUUAUAUAUAUAUAUAUAUAUAUAUAUAUGUAUAUAUAUAUGUGUGUGUGUGUGUGUGUGUGUAUAUAUAUAUAUAUACACACACACACACACAUACACACAUACCCAUAGUUAAGUGAUGUCAUACUUGUCUUUUGCACUGAUUAGACUAACCAUCAGGAAGCAAACAGAUCUGUAAAGGAUGUCUAAGGUUUGAAUGCAGGUGUGAACAUGUUCGUGAUCACUGUGAUGGUCUCUGGUAAUAACCCAUACUCGGCAUACUGUCCACACACAACUUAUCCAACACCAGUGUUUCCAUCUGAGUGGAUUUUCUUUUUUUGUUUUUGGUACAGAUCAUUAAAACAAAUUGUAUAUUUUUGGAGGAA
Molecule: messenger RNA, 4712 nt
Organism: Scophthalmus maximus (turbot)
Lineage: Eukaryota; Metazoa; Chordata; Actinopteri; Pleuronectiformes; Scophthalmidae
Gene: unk
Product: unk zinc finger
Exons: 15
Coding region: 276-2720 (814 amino acids)
Biological process (GO): cell morphogenesis involved in neuron differentiation
Molecular function (GO): metal ion binding; mRNA CDS binding
Source: RefSeq, a predicted model, not a curated record